This is a messenger RNA of Giardia duodenalis, 3681 nucleotides long. Its product is annotated as Ankyrin repeat protein 1. The transcript has a single exon. The record is from RefSeq and is a predicted model, not a curated record. Bases 1 to 3681 code for a protein of 1226 amino acids. Lineage: Eukaryota; Fornicata; Diplomonadida; Hexamitidae. Gene Ontology annotation, molecular function: protein binding.
AUGACAGCUGUUUUUACUGCAGCCGAGUGGUUUCAUGCUAUAAGCACCGGACGAUAUGAGGUGGUGAAGUUAAGUGUCAAAAGUAUGAGGACCACUAAAAACGAGAAAGGAGAGACAGGGCUUAUGGUCGCUGCCUGUCAUUCAGAUACGCAGAUGGUCUCUAUUUUACUUGAACAUGAAGCCGGUGCCGUGAGUUCCCAGGGUUACACUGCACUUAUGUUAGCGGUAAAGUACGCAGAUGAAAAGACAGUUAAUAUACUUAAGGAUUUUGAAGCCAAUCGGGUCGACAGCAAUGGAUCAACCGCCUUGAUGCUAGCUAUCGAAGCUUCUCGUACAGGAAUCGCUGAAUUGCUACUCCCUUACGAAAAAGGACGGCAACGGAACGAUGGUGCCAGCGCAUUGAUGUUAGCUGCAAAACAGAAUCAAUACCAUCUUGUGCUUAAGCUUCUUGAUGAUGAAGAGGAUCUGAAGGAUGACAUAGGGAUGACUGCGCUAAUGUAUGCGACAAAGGAUAAUCGUUUUAACGCAGCUGAAGCUCUCUUCAUAACACAAGCUGGUCGACGAGCACACGACGGCACCACAGCAUUCAUGCUAGCUGUUGAAAACGAGAAUCGAAAGAUAGCAGAGAUGCUGCGGGAGCGCGAAAUAGGGAUGCAGAAAACAGACGGGACUACAUCACUCAUGAUAGCUGCCAGCAGGGGAUCCCUAGAGGGUGUGAAGCUAGCUAUUGAUGGUGAAGCCAAAAUGUGUAAUAAAAAGGGUGCCACAGCCACAUACUUUGCAGCAGAGAAAGGAAAUUAUAAGCUAGUUGAAUAUCUUAUCGCACACGGCGACCAUGAGGGCGAAGUUGCAAAUCAGGACAAGAACAAUUUUGUUUCCAUACUAAUUGCUGCAGAAAAGGGAUACUCUAAUAUAGUAGAUCUUCUUUAUCCUUACCAGAUUGAAUAUACAGACAUUAAGCAAAAUAGCGCAAUGCAUAUAGCGGCCAUGCACAAACAUACGGAAAUAGUUCUAAAAUUGGUCCUUAUGCAGGCAGGGUUGCAAAAUAUAGAUGGUGUCACAGCUUUGAUGAUAUCCAGUGACAAUGGAGAUAUUUCUGCAGUUCGCGCGCUCAUAGACAAGGAGGCAGGUAUCCAGGAUAAGAACGGCAUGACUGCGUUAAUGUAUGCAGCUCGCUCUGGAAAUACGGAGGCAGUGAAGCUUCUCUUUCCAAGGGAGAAGCUGAUGAAGGAUGCUGAAUCUCAGACAGCACUGAUGUAUGCUACACAAAAUGGGCAUACACGUGCUGCGUUUGCAUUGAUGGAGGAGGCAAUGAUUCGAGACAAGAAAGGUCGAACAGCACUAAUGCGAGCUGCAGAAACUAAUGACAAGGGAAGUGUUGACGCUUUAAAAAGCGAACUGCGCAUUCAGGAUCGUGAUGGCUGCACAGCACUUAUGAGGGCUGCAGAACGAAAUCACGAGAAGAUAAUUCCUUCUCUUUUGUCUGUAGAAUCUUCAUGUGUAGAUAAGGACGGGAGAACAGCUCUUAUUAAGGCGAUUCUUGCGGGUCACCAAAGCGCAGCACUGCUACUUGUUGACAAGGAGGCUGGACGUGCAGAUAUAAAUGGAUGCACAGCCCUUAUGUAUGCGGCAGAAGCUGGUUUCGACACACUAUGCGGGGCCCUAAAGUCUGAGUUAGGCAGACAGGACAAGGAAGGAAAGACAGCUCUAAUGAAGGCCAUUGCUAAGAAUGCCAUAAGCUGUGCUUUUACCUUGCUACCUAGCGAGCGGAAGAAAACAGAUCUUACCGGGCUAACUGCUCUCAUGGAGGCGGCACGACUGGGAAAUCUUAAGCUGAUUAAAGAACUCCUGGAUUAUGAAUCGCGAAUGGUGGAUGUUGAUGGUACUACGGCACUGAUGUAUGCACUAAUGUAUGGUCACCCAGAUGCAGCCGACUUGCUUUUAGAGAGAGAGGGUGGUACGCAACGCAAAGACGGAUUGACUGCAAUGCAUAUUGCAGCAGAAAAAGGAUACACAGAUAUUGUCCAACGAUUGAUGGAAUUAGAAAUAAAUAUGAAUACAUUAGCGGGUACAUCUGCUCUUAUGAUUGCCUCUAAACUUAAUCACAAGGAGAUCGUACAGAUGUUGUUUAAAGGUCAGUCUAGACGAAUGGAUGACAUGGGCCGGACGGCUCUGAUGAUGGCUGCAGAGUCAAACGCAGUCGAGUCGGUAGUGAUAUUGAUUACGAAUGAAAUAGGUCAGCAAGACUACUCUGGCUGCACUGCCCUCAUCUUGGCACUACAAGCGAACAGCUUGAAGGUUGUGGAUCUGUUGCUAUCUCGAGAGGUAGGCAUAGCAGAAAAUUCUGGAAAGACAGCUUUAAUGUAUGCCAUUGAGUGUGGACACAUGAGCAUUGCUAAGCAGAUCAUACACAUGGACUAUGAAAAGCACGCCAGGGGCGUUGUCUAUCAAAGACCAGAAGAGUAUGCCAGGGUUGGAUUCAAAGAACUUCGGGCUAGGACAAAAACUGGAGAAACCGCCAUAAUCAUAUGCGCACGCAGAGAAGGAAACGAAGUACUUAAGGAGCUACUAAAGUAUGAAGGCGACUGCUGCUUAGAUGAUGGAACGACACCACUAAUGGCUGCUAUCUGUGCAGGCUGUGAAGCCGCAGUAAAAAUACUCGCACCUGUGCAAGCUGGUCGCGCAGAUAGUCACCGUAAGACGGCACUUAUGAUGGCCGUAGAGCGCGGACUUAAUUUUGCAAUACCCCUACUGAUCAGUCGUGAAGGAAAAAUGACCACUACAACUGGUGAAACAGCUCUAAUGUUUGCCGCACAGUACGACAAUCGCGAGGCGACGCGUUUAUUAUUGGCUGCAGAGGCGCAGAUGACGAGGCGAGACGGAACCACUGCUCUCUGGACCGCUAGCAUGUUAGGUCACACAGAGAUAGUGAAGAUACUCAUGGGACAGGAAGCAAAGCUCCGUAAAACUGAAGACAAUAUGAGCUGCAUGAUGAUCGCCGCAAAGAAUUGGCACAAUGACAUAGUAAGAAUUCUUUUACCUCUGCAGGCAAGGCAAGCCACACGAGAAGGCUAUACCGCGUUAAUGUACGCGGCUAUGAACGGUAAUAUCGUGGGACUUAGCUGUCUUCUUCCGCAUGAAGCGCACAUGGUAGACCUCAAGGGCCAGACUGCGCUUAUGCAUGCAGCAUCCGUUGGGACCCUUCCAGCUAACACCAUGAGACCGUGCAUAAACUUUUUGUCAGGCGCGGAGGUUACAGCGAAAGACAACCAGGGCCUCACAGCCCUCAUCUACGCAGUCAGACACGAGAAUGCAUUUGCAUUUCCCUACCUCGCAGAGGAACUCACUCUCACAGAUAACAAAGGUCGCAGCGCGUAUGAUCAUGCUAUAGAGAUUGGAAGCAGCUUUAUUAAAAACCUUAGCGAGCUAUACGCAUCUAAAGCCCAUCUAACUCCAAAAGUCAUGUACCGAUUUGUCACCUGGCUUCCUGCUGUGGUCAAGCGAUCACUGGACAGUGAGUUUAUUCGCAAGCAGGGCUACUUUGCAUUGCUUAUAGACGUAUUCUGUCGUACCAUUAUUGACGACCUUGAUAAUCCCCUUAUCAGUCACGAGCGACAUGCACGAACUUGUCUGGAGACCUUCCUUGACUUAGAUUCUCCGGGUGAGAUCUUUAGAAGUUAG